AUGAAGACCAUUCUCAGCAGCCAGACGGUGGACAUCCCCGAUAAUGUCGAGGUGAAGCUGAAGGGGAGGACAGUCACUGUCAAGGGUCCCCGCGGCAAACUCGUUCGGGAGUUCAAUCACAUUAACCUGGAGCUCCGUCUUCUGGGCAAGAAAAAUAAGAAGCUGCGUGUUGAGAAAUGGUGGGGGAACCGAAAGGAGCUCGCAACAGUUCGCACCAUUUGCAGUCAUGUCCAGAACAUGAUCAAGGGAGUCACUUUGGGCUUCCGUUACAAAAUGCGUUCUGUAUAUGCCCAUUUCCCCAUCAACGUUGUCAUGCAAGAGAAUGGCACUCUGGUGGAGAUCAGAAAUUUCCUGGGUGAGAAGUACAUCCGUCGUGUCAGAAUGAGGACAGGUGUGAUGUGCACAGUUUCAGCAGCCCAGAAAGACGAGCUGGUGCUGGAGGGCAACGAUAUCGAGCUGGUGUCAAAUUCAGCUGCUCUCAUUCAGCAAGCCACCACAGUAAAAAAUAAGGAUAUCAGAAAGUUCUUGGAUGGCAUUUAUGUGUCUGAGAAGGGAACAGUUGUGGAUGCGGAUAAGUAA
This is a messenger RNA of Nerophis lumbriciformis (worm pipefish), 579 nucleotides long. NCBI's taxonomy places the organism in Eukaryota, Metazoa, Chordata, Actinopteri, Syngnathiformes, Syngnathidae. The record is from RefSeq and is a predicted model, not a curated record.